GAACCGGAAACAAGAGGCGGUAAACAAACCACCCGCACUGUAGAAGUGUGCACACUGGCGACCAAAAAAUAUAAAGAGAACAAUGUUUAAGAACACCUUCCAAAGUGGAUUUCUGUCAAUCCUGUACAGCAUUGGAAGCAAGCCGCUUCAGAUAUGGGAUAAGAAAGUCCGGAAUGGACACAUCAAGAGAGUUACAGAUAAUGAUAUACACUCAUACGUGUUGGAAAUCGAGGGAGCAAACCCCAGCACCACCUAUAUUACAUGCCCUGCAGACCCGAAGAAGACACUCGGCAUCAAACUUCCUUUCUUGAUCAUGAUCAUAAAAAACCUCAAGAAGUAUUUUACCUUUGAAAUCCAGGUGUUGGAUGAUAAAAACGUUCGCCGUCGGUUCAGGGCAAGUAACUUUCAGAGUACAACACGGGUGAACCCUUUCAUCUGUACCAUGCCCAUGAGGCUUGAUGAUGGCUGGAACCAGAUUCAGUUCAACCUGUCAGACUUCACCAGAAGAGCCUAUGGGACCAAUUACACUGAGACUCUUCGUGUACAGAUUCAUGCAAAUUGCCGUAUAAGGAGGGUGUACUUCUCAGACAGACUCUAUUCUGAGGAUGAGCUCCCAGCAGAGUUUAAACUGUACCUACCUGUACAGAACCAAAAGGCCAGGCAGUAGAGCCUCUGGGUGCGCAUCAUUCCCAAGAUGUUUUUUUUUUUCAAGCAAAAUUGAAGUAGAAACAAGGAGUAGAACCCAAUACGUUUUUUACUUCCUCCUACUCCUUUUCGGGCCUGAAGGUUAUUUCUCUUUGAUUUAGUUUAAUGACUGUUUAUUUGUAUUCUUUUUUUGUUUUGUGAAAUUGUUUUUUUUGUUGUUGUUGUUGUUGUUUUUCUUUCUGUAUGCUCGAAAUAAAGAUUUCAAUCAAAAAUCAA
Cololabis saira (Pacific saury) is the source of this 921-nucleotide messenger RNA. RefSeq names its product cilia- and flagella-associated protein 20. Gene Ontology annotation, cellular component: ciliary basal body; motile cilium. NCBI's taxonomy places the organism in Eukaryota, Metazoa, Chordata, Actinopteri, Beloniformes, Belonidae. The transcript is spliced from 6 exons. The coding region runs from base 83 to 667 and encodes 194 amino acids. The record is from RefSeq and is a predicted model, not a curated record. Gene Ontology annotation, biological process: regulation of cilium beat frequency involved in ciliary motility; positive regulation of cell motility; cilium assembly.